AUGUCGGCACGUGAUUGCGUGACGGAAAAUUUGGUUUUUCGCAACGGCAGUUUGCGCAACGAAAUUAUUGAUUCGUCACGCAAAGUCCUUCUUCAUAUUAGAAUUCUGCCAUUGCAGAGGCAGAAUGCAAAAAAAAAGGCAUUCUGCCUCUGCCUCUCUCUCAACCUCUCUGCUGCUGCUGGGACUUCAAUACAUUCAUUGGGGAUAUUUGUAAUUAGCGAUUGGUGGAGAACGAUUGCGAUGAACCCGAAUAGAUGCGCAGACGAAUACUUGGAUGGAAUCCAGGAUUUUAUUGAGUUUGCACGUAGACACAACUCGGGUGCAACUAGAAUUCGUUGUCCUUGUAGGAGGUGUAACAACACGUUAUGGGAGACAAUUGAAAAUGUUGGAUUUCAUUUAGUAAGGAAUGGAAUGAUUGAGACAAAUAGCAUUUGGAACCUUCACGGGGAACAAUUAGACCAUGCCUCGUCUUCAAAUGCCACAAAAGUGGCCAAUGUUGAAACUAUUGUGGAUCCUAAUGAUAAAGUCAUGGAUAUUAUACACGAUGCAUUUCCAUUUGCAUCGACCAACAUCAAUCAGGAAGGGGAAGAUGACGUGCCUACACCAAUAGAUAGUGCGGAGUUUGAACAAUAUGAAAAAUUGUUAAAAAAUGCCAACCAAGAGUUAUACCCAGGGUGCGAGAGCUUUUCCGUUCUCACGGCCAUUGUGGAGCUAAUGCACGGAAAAAUAAAGUAUCGUAUAUCGAACCUGUGUUUCGAUUACUUUUUGGGGGUUGUUAAGAGAAUGCUUCCGACGGACAACUGUUUGCCGAAAGACCAUAAACAAGCAUAG
This is a messenger RNA of Prunus armeniaca (apricot), 831 nucleotides long. The record is from the annotation of a GenBank genome assembly. Lineage: Eukaryota; Viridiplantae; Streptophyta; Magnoliopsida; Rosales; Rosaceae.